This is a messenger RNA of Trichoderma breve, 1470 nucleotides long. Its product is annotated as eukaryotic aspartyl protease domain-containing protein. Gene Ontology annotation, biological process: proteolysis. The record is from RefSeq and is a predicted model, not a curated record. NCBI's taxonomy places the organism in Eukaryota, Fungi, Ascomycota, Sordariomycetes, Hypocreales, Hypocreaceae. Gene Ontology annotation, molecular function: aspartic-type endopeptidase activity. Bases 1 to 1470 code for a protein of 489 amino acids. The transcript has 3 exons.
AUGCGCUCCUCUGUCCAGUCCAUCUCGCUGGCUGGCCUCGUCGCCGCUGGCACCGUUUCCGCAGGCAUUCUCCACGUCCCCAUUGAGAAGCGAUAUCUCAGUAGUGAUCCCGCUCCUUCAUUACUCCGUCGCGAUGGCAGUAUCAGUCUGGAUGCGCUCAACAACAUCACUGGGGGUGGCUAUUAUGCCGACUUCAGCAUUGGCACGCCUCCCCAGAAGCUGAGCUUCCUUCUCGAUACCGGUAGCAGUGAUACCUGGGUCAAUUCAGUCAAGGCAGAUCUCUGCACAGAACCAUCAGUACAGCAGUCGGUCGGCGAAUUCUGUUACAAGCAAUUUAAUCCGUCUCGCAGUACCUCAUAUAAGUCGAGUACAGAAGACUUUGACAUCAGCUAUCUUGAUGGCCGCAGAAUUCAGGGCACUUACUUCAAGGAUACAGUUACCAUUAACAAUGCGACUGUCAAGAACCAACAGCUCGGCUUGGCCCUCAUCUCCGUUCGUGGUACAGGCAUCAUGGGUCUAGGCUUCCAGGAGAACGUCGCGGCCGACGUCAAGUAUCCCACCAUCAUCGACAACAUGGUAUCCCAAAAUGUCAUCCCUGUGCCGGCAUUCAGUCUCUACCUCAACGACCUGCAAACCAGCCAGGGUGGUAUUCUCUUUGGCGGUGUCGAUACCGACAAGUUCCACGACGGCCUCGCCACUCUCCCCCUUCAGCCCCUGCCCGCGAGUAUUGCCAAGACUCAGGACAUCGUCAUGUACAAUGUUCAGCUGAAUGGAUUCAAAGCUUCCGCCGUCGAUACUCCUGCCGUCAAUGGCAGUGCAAUUUUGGAUUCUGGCUCAACAAUCAGUCUCCUUCCAGAUGCUGUUGUGCAGGCCGUCUGGAAGAAGUACGGCGUCCUCAACAUCCGAGGGGUCCCCAUCCCUUUUGUUGAUUGCGGCAAAGCAAACUCCAAGGAUACCUUUGAUUUCAAGUUCACCAACAAGACGAUCAAGGUGCCCAUUGAUGAAAUGGUUAUUAACAAUCUCGCCUCGGUACAAGACGACAUCCAGUCGGAUCCCACUUUGUCCAGCUUAUUCAAGGGAUGGAACGGAGUAUGCACGUUUGGCAUGAGCUCAACAGAAGGCUACGGCAUCACAAGCGACCAAUUCAUCUUGCUCGGUGACACCUUCUUGCGGUCUGCAUAUGUCGUCUACGACUUGCAGAACAAGCAGAUUGGCAUUGCCCAGGCGACUCUCAACUCGACAACCAGCAACAUUGUCGAGUUCCAGGAAGGCUCAAAUUCCACCGAACCAGGCAGUUCUGGAGACUCGGGAGAUUCUUCUACCAGUUCUGCGAACCCUGGAAGCCCUAGUGAGACUAGCAAUUCUGACAAUUCAAAAGACUCUGCCGGCUCCACUCUAUCUCCUACCUUCUCGAUUACCCUGGCGGGUACCGUCGCCGUGGUUCUCUCCAUGGUGAUGAGUGCUCUAUAG